AUGGGACGUGGACCAAAGAAGCACACCAAGCGCCUUGCCGCUCCUUCGCACUGGCUUCUCGACAAACUUUCGGGAAAAUACGCUCCUAGGCCUUCCCCUGGUCCUCACAAGCUGAGAGACUGCUUGCCGCUUGUUGUCUUUAUCCGUAACAGACUCAAGUAUGCAUUGAACGCUAGGGAGGUCAAGGCCAUCGUCAUGCAGCGCCUGAUCAAGGUCGACGGAAAGGUCCGCACUGACCCCACCUACCCAGCUGGAUUCAUGGACGUCAUCACCAUCGAGAAGACCGGCGAGAACUUCCGCCUCAUCUACGACACCAAGGGACGCUUCACCAUCCACCGCAUCUCGGAGACCGAGGCCAGCUACAAGCUCUGCAAGGUCAAGCGUGUCCAGCUCGGCGCCAAGGGUAUUCCAUACCUCGUCACCCACGAUGCCCGCACCAUCCGUUACCCCGAUCCCGCCGUCAAGGUCAACGACACCGUCAAGAUCGACAUUGAGACCGGAAAGAUCACCGACUUCAUCCGCUUCGACACUGGAACUAUCGCCAUGGUCACUGGUGGUCGCAACAUGGGUCGUGUUGGUGUCAUCACCCACCGUGAGCGCCACGAUGGUGGUUUCGAUAUCGUCCACAUCAAGGACGCUAUUGACAACACCUUCGCUACCCGUCUUAGCAAUGUCUUCAUCAUCGGACAGGACAAGUCAUGGGUAUCCCUGCCCAAGGGUAAGGGUGUUAAGCUCACCAUCGCCGAGGAGAGGGACCGUCGUCGUGCCCACGCCAUUGCCGCCUAA
Messenger RNA from Morchella importuna, 786 nucleotides. RefSeq lists its product as uncharacterized. The transcript is spliced from 6 exons. Gene Ontology annotation, biological process: translation. The record is from RefSeq and is a predicted model, not a curated record. NCBI's taxonomy places the organism in Eukaryota, Fungi, Ascomycota, Pezizomycetes, Pezizales, Morchellaceae. Gene Ontology annotation, molecular function: structural constituent of ribosome; RNA binding. Bases 1 to 786 code for a protein of 261 amino acids. Gene Ontology annotation, cellular component: ribosome; cytosolic small ribosomal subunit.